Molecule: messenger RNA, 2445 nt
Organism: Mya arenaria
Lineage: Eukaryota; Metazoa; Mollusca; Bivalvia; Myida; Myidae
Product: cell division cycle 7-related protein kinase-like
Exons: 11
Coding region: 91-1548 (485 amino acids)
Biological process (GO): protein phosphorylation; mitotic DNA damage checkpoint signaling
Cellular component (GO): nucleus
Molecular function (GO): protein serine/threonine kinase activity; ATP binding
Source: RefSeq, a predicted model, not a curated record
CCAAAUUUGACAGGACGCUGCUGAAAACAACAACAAGUAGGCGGUAAACAUUUUAAUCCGAAAUUGAUUCUGCUUAAAUCUCGUUCAGACAUGGAAUCCGUGGAUGUUGAUCGCAAUUCUACACCCUCCAGUUCAAAGAAAAAAGCCAAACGAUUGCCAAUUGAUGUUCAGGAGGAGAUUGACUGUCUAUAUGAGUUUGUGCCAGAGGUAGAGGAACAUUUCCUGGUCGUCGACAAGAUUGGUGAAGGAACGUUUAGUUCCGUUUUCCUUGCCAAGAUGCGACACUAUCCAGAAAUUGAACAGAUGUUCGCCCUGAAGCACAUAAUACCCACCAGCCACCCUAGUCGUAUAGAGGGGGAACUUAAGUGUCUACAGGAAAUAGGUGGCUGUGACAAUGUGAUCGGAGUGGAACUGUGUCUACGUAACCGAGACCAUGUUGUCAUUGUUAUGCAGUAUUUCCCGCAUAUCAAGUUUCAGGACUACCUUAUGCAUAUGUCGUUUCAAGAUGUCCAUAACUACAUGUACAACAUGCUGCUGGCAUUGAGGCGCGUCCACAUGUUCGACAUGAUUCACCGUGACGUCAAACCAAGCAAUUUUCUUUUUGAUAGGGCCUCAAAUAGAUAUGCCUUGGUGGAUUUUGGACUAGCUCACAAAGCUCCACUGUCUAAAACCAGCAGCCUAUCGAAUCCCUCCACACCACAAGCGGACAGAAAUAAAGCUGCCCUUUCUGAACAACAGAAUAACUCCCAAAGUUCUGCAUCCACCACUCCUGUCAGUCAAACCUCCAAGGGAACGCCAUCAGCAUCUCCCGCGGACCCAAAAGCCGACCAGUAUACCCCACCCACCCCAAACCUCAGUAAUUCAGUGUUCGUUAAGCGUGUCAAAUCUCCUAGAAGAUUGCUACUUGCAAAGAGAGCUCUCAUGCUCCAGGAGAAGGACGAUGUGUUGUCACAAAGAAAGAGUGGUGUGCGACCUUAUCGUCCCGCCCAAUGUCAGUGCUUUGGAAAACCACAGAUCUGCUCACUUUGUUCAUCGAGAUCUAACCAGAAUGCCCCCCGUGCUGGCACACCUGGGUUUCGGUCCCCAGAGGUCCUCAUGAAGUGUCCAGAUCAGUCUACAGCUGUGGAUAUAUGGUCAGCUGGUGUGAUAUUUCUCUCACUGAUGUCUGGCCGAUACCCAUUCUUCCGGGCGAAUGAUGACCUAACCGCCUUAGCCCAAAUAAUAUCCACAUUUGGCUCCGAGCCUGUGAAGGAGGCAGCCAAGGCUUGUGGUAAAAAUUUAAUCUGCAACCCAGCUCAGAAAGCAGUGGACCUUCGAACAAUGUGCAUGAAGCUUCGUGCAGCUCCCUUGAGUAAACACCACACCAAACGGGGUUUUAAAAUAGAUCCUGCUACCGAACAGUCAUGGAAAAAUGUGCCAGACUCUUCAUUUCACCUUCUGUCAAGGUUGUUGGACUUGAAUCCCUACACUAGGAUAACUGCUGCAGAAGCACUCGAACAUCCAUUCUUUGUCGAGAUGGCGGAAAGAGAGGCGGAGGGGAUGAGUUGAUCAUUCAUGAUUUAGACAAAUGUGUUUCGUUCCAAUAUUAAUUCUUGAAUGGUGUGUUUCUAAAAGUGUGUUCAGGAAUAUUAAUGUUUCCCCUUUUCCAGUAUAUCGGAGAAGGAAAGGGCUUUAAUGUUUAAGACAAAUUAACACAGUUUAAAGUUCUGCCCACAAUUUCUCGAUAUUUCUUUCGAUUUUCAGAUAUAUCACAGAAGGAAAGGGCUUUAAUGUUUAAGACAAAUUAACACAGUUUUAAGAUCUGGCCCCAAUUUCUCGAAUCUUUUUAAGCUUAUAAGGCAUAACUAGCUUAUUUCAAGAAGCAAAAAUACAUACUUCAAUUCAAUUUUGAUAAAUGUAGUGGUUUAUUGUGAUAAUCAUAAAGAUUAAUCCUAUCUCAAGUAAUUCAAAUCUUAAAGAAGUAAAUAUUACUCAAUUUAUUGAAACACAAAAAUAGCAAGCUUAGCUUAAUCCUGUUUUAAGGGACUUGGGGAGUUUCGAGAAAUUGUGGGCAGCGGGCUAGAACUUCAGGAAUAAUCCUGAAAUCGUAAUUGACAGCUUUUGACUUCAGAGUAUUGUACCUUUGUUAAGAUUUUGUUUCUGACAUUUGCAUCAAAAACAGAAGGUAAUACCUUGAAAUGAAUGUAAAUGACUUUGGAAACUUGUUCAAAAAAUGUCUCAGUACCUUUACCCUGCUUUUUGCAUGAAUCCCUUACAUUCAUGUACAUAGACCCCCUGGCUUUUUUCAGGAUUGACACAAGUAAGCUGUUAGAACCUCUCUGAAGAUGGACUCUUGUAUUAUUGUAUACCUCGUGUGUGAAUGAUUGAUAUGUAAUCUGUGUUGUUGAGUUCUGGAUUAUAGGAUGAAUUUGUAUACAUAUAUAAUAAAAUAUAUUAUUUGUUUUA